UUCAUAAAGUGCAUAUUAAAAUACAACAUAAGAGAAUCUCUAACUUUUUCUUGCAGACCAAAAUCUCAAAAGCUUUCAUUACUGGAAGAUGUAAAACGGACAGUGAAAUACGACAGCCGAGUCCAACCUGCGAUGUACAUGCGCAAAAACCGUCCACCCCCAAAUCCGUUCGCCGUUUGUUUCAGCUUCCGGGAGAACGAUGAUUACACUCACAUCGAUGUCAGAGAUAUCCUGGAAACUCAGCUUGGGCUCAAAGUCCGCUCCGUACAGUAUGAUCCUUUGUCGAUCCGCUCAUCGGAUCCGGAUGUGGGAACAAGGUGGAUCGUUACGUACGCUACUCCGGCGGAGUGCGAGUUUGUAGCCAGCAAAGGAGUUGAAGUGAAUGGGGAUAAAAUGGCUAUAAAACUUCUAGAUGACGUCAUUAAUUGUGAAUGUGAGGCAUACGCUUUGUGGAGAGAGGAUGAGAGACAGAAAAGGAUUGCCGAGGGGAACCGAAUGAUUCGAAAAGAGAGAAAAAGAAAGAGGAGGCCAAAGGACUGAAUAAUUUCCAUACAUGCCUUAUUUCAAGAAAUGAUGUUUUUGGAUGAUUUUUUGAUAUACAAUUUUUAGCAAUUCUUUGUAAAACUGCCAAUAGUAAUUUAAAAUUGUGUACCCAUAUGCGAGUUACACAGGGGAGUAUAUAUAAAGUUAUAUACAUACAUUGAUAUUCUUUUGUGCUUUUCUUUUU
Saccostrea cuccullata (small rock oyster) is the source of this 727-nucleotide messenger RNA. RefSeq lists its product as uncharacterized. NCBI's taxonomy places the organism in Eukaryota, Metazoa, Mollusca, Bivalvia, Ostreida, Ostreidae. The transcript has a single exon. The annotation marks the transcript as partial. The record is from RefSeq and is a predicted model, not a curated record.